GGCAUUCCCAUUGAGGAGCUAUAAUAGAGGUCAAUAAGAAACUUUCACAAACAUUUUUGUUUGUAUACUGAUUUGGGGUAUAAAUGAUGUAGCCUAAUCCUGUUUUAUACUUGCAAAACUAGUUGCAUCAAUUUUGAGACAAAACAGGAUAGGAGGAUUAAUAUCGCGUACUGAAGUGCCAGCACAUCCGACCGACAAGCGACUUUCCACAGCUCUAGUUGUCGUGUCAUCGGACUGAGCAGUGUUUAUAAUAUCGGCAUGCAAUCAGCCGCAGCAGCAUUCUGAUAGCCAGCGACCGAACAGAAGCAUGAGUAUGGAUAGCCAGAAAGGAGUACAGAGUUUACUUCAGUCAUCAAUAAGAUCAAAAACAGUAUGUAUUGGAAUCGUGCGGAUUUUAUUUAUUGCCUUCGUUCACGCGGCGCAGGCUAACAAACAAGCAUUUAUUCAGUCGGACACAAUUCUAGAAGUGCUUCAUUUCGGUGAAGGAGAACUCUUGCAGACAGAGUCCGACAUUGAUCUUAGUUUAUAUCAUCAAAAAAGCUCGGCCCCACACAGAGGGAACUGCCGGCCCAUCCGCUUCGAGCCCCCCAUGCUCGACCUCCACGAACAGCCUGUGGGGAUGCCAAAAAUGGAAAAGGUUUAUUUACAUAAUCCGAGCUCCGAAGAAAUAAUUUUGAUAUCAAUAUCAGCAACAACUGCACAUUUUCACGCAUCCUUUUUUCAAAAUAGGGUGAUUCCUCCGGGGGGAAACACAUCCUUCGACGUGGUGUUUCUCGCCCGGGUCGUAGGGAACGUAGAAAAUACUUUAUUUAUUAAUACAUCACACCACGGGGUGUUUACAUACCAGGUUUUCGGUGUUGGAAUCCCCAACCCCUACAGACUCAGGCCCUUCAUAGGAGCCAGAGUCCCAGUGAACAGCAGCUUCUCACCGCUGAUAAACAUCCACAACCCCCACAGUGAACCGCUGCAGGUGGUGGAGAUGUACUCCAGUGGUGGCGACCUGCAUCUAGAGUUGCCAACGGGCCAACAGGGAGGCACCAGAAAACUCUGGGAGAUCCCCCCGUUUGAGACGAAGGGGGUGAUGCGGGCCAGCUUCUCGUCGAGGGACGCAGACAACCACACGGCCUUCAUCCGGAUCAAAACGAACGCGCCCAACCAGGAGCAGUUCAUCAUCCUCCCCGUGGAGGUGGAGGUCACCUCAGCACCUGGUAUAUACUCGUCCACAGAGAUGCUGGACUUUGGUUCGCUACGGUCGCAAGAUCGUCCAAAGCAGCUAAAUUUACACCUGCUGAAUUCGGGAACAAAAGACGUCCCGAUCACAAGUGUCAGGAGCACACCGUCAAACGAAGCAGUCUCGAUAGACUUUAAAGCCAUCACGCUGAAAGCGGGAGAGAACAAAUAUACCAAAGUUGCAAGUAUCAGUUUUGAUGCUUCCAGGGCACGAAAACCAUAUCAGUUCACUGGUAAAAUUACAGUGAAGGCGAAGGAGAAAAGCUACUCUAAACUAGAGAUCCCCUAUCAAGCAGAGGUCCUGGAGGGGUACCUGGGCUUCGACCACACGGCCACCCUGUUCCACAUCAGGGACAGCCCCGUGGACCCGGUGGACCGGCCCAUCUUCCUCACCAACACCUUCAACUUCGCCAUCCGCAUCCACAACGUGUCCCUGCCGGAGCUGGCCAGGACCAUGUUCAGGGUGCACAACUUCAGCGCCCCCAUCCUCAUCCCCCCCCAGGAGUCGCGCUACAUCUUCUCCCUCCUCUUCCGGCCCGUGCGGCCCUCCGUCCACAUCGACAGCAACAUCCUGCUCGUCACCAACGCCUCCAAGUUCCACCUGCCCGUCCGUGCCUACACCGGCUUCCUGGAGCCCCUGGUCUUGUCCCCCAGCCUGAAGGAACACCAGCUGGACUUUGGCAUCCGCAGCGUCACAGACACCAGCAGCAUCGUGUUUGUGGUGAUCAACAGCAACCCUAUAGAGCUGGAGAUCAAGUCCUGGCUGGUGACGGGGGACAGCCUGUCCAUGGAGCUGCUCAAGACGGACAGGGGGAAUCGGACCGCGGCGCUGGGGCGCCUCCGAGAGCUGCACAACAGCUCCGCGGCGCACCACAAAACGGCGAUCCUGGCGUCGGGCUACUACGCUGCGUUUAGGGUGACCCUGGUGGCCAGGGCCCUGGAGGGGGUCUACGACGGGGCCGUCCACAUCACCACAGACUACCAGAUAUUAACCAUCCCCGUGAAGGCUCUCAUCGCCGUGGGAACGCUGAACAGCUCGCCCAAACACAUGGUCCUGCCGCCCUCCUUCCCAGGAAAGAUAGUCCACCAGAGUCUGGGCAUCCAGAGCUCCUUCUCCCAGAGGGUUCGUUUACAGCAGAUCCGCUCUCUGACAGAGGACGUCCGGUUCUACUACAAACGUCUCCGUAGCAACAAGGACGAGCUGGAGCCCAGGAGAAAGUCCAAGGUAGCAAAUAUUUAUUUUGAUGCCAGCUUGCAGUGUGGCGACCACUGCUACGUGGGUCUCCCCUUCGUCUUGAAGUCGGAGGCCCGUCCUCACGGCCUGGCCCUGCAGGAGGACAUCUGGGACGCCGACGUGGACCUGCACCAGAAGCUGCUGAGGCGCUGGAAGGAGCUGAAGGAGCGCUCCAGCCACGAGAUCGAGGCCGUGUUUGAGGUGAACACGGACCUGCAGAAGAGCAUCCAGGCCCGGGUCACCGCCCAGCUGACCUGGCCGUCGCUGGUCAACUCCUCCCAGCGGAUCACCUUCCCCCUGACCAACACCAACAGUUCCUCUGAGGAGGAGGUGGUUCUGGAGAACCCCGCAGAUGUUCCUGUCUACGUCCAGGUUCUGCCGCUCGCCCUGUUCCCCAACCCGUCUGUGUUCACAGGGAAGCUGGCUGACAGGUUCCCACUAGGGAAGCUGUCCAAUAUCAACAUAGACACGAACACGCUGGAGUUUCAGGUCAACAGGAACAUGAACUCGGUGUUAAAGAGCAGCGCAGGUUUCGUGGAAGGGUCCUCCAAACCCUUCGUCUACAACCUCGUCCUGCUGCCCGGCGAGGUCAGAUCCUUCAACCUGAGGUUCACGCCUGUCAGCAACCACUCAGUCUCCUCGCUGCUCAUAGUCAGGAACAACUUGACGGUGAUCGAUAUGAUCAUGGUCCAGGGCCAGGGGGCCACAGAGACCCUGAAGGUGGCAGGGAAGGCCCCAGGACCAGGCAGCUCCCUGAGGUUCAAGAUGACCGAGGGCCUCCUCAAAGACUGCACAGAGAAGUCGAGGACCAAGGAGCCCAACUUCACCCUGCGGAGGACCUUCAGGGUGGAGAACACCGGCCUGCUGCCCAUCCACAUCCAGUCCGCCCAGAUCAACGGGAAAGCCUGCGAAGGCUAUGGAUUCAAAGUUCUCAACUGUCAAGAAUUUGCACUUAAGCCAAACGCUUCGAAAGACCUUGUCAUAUUGUUUACACCUGACUUCACGUCCUCCCGGGUGAUCCGGGAGCUGAAGCUGGUGACGGCGGGCGGCUCGGAGUUUGUGUUUGUGCUCAACGCCUCGCUGCCGUACCACAUCCUGGCCGCGUGCUCCGAGAGCCUCCCCAGGCCCAGCUGGGAGCUGGAGCUCUACGUCAUCGUGUCCCUCGUCAUGAGUUCCAUGUUCCUGCUGGUGAUAGCCACAGCCUACCUGGAGGCCCAGGGCAUCUGGGAGCCCUUCAGGAGACGCCUGUCUCUGGAGUCCAACCCUCCCUCGGAGACAGGCCGCCCCUUCGACCUCAGGGAAAUCGCACGCAUUCAGAGCGACACAAACUUGAAUGACUUCAACGACUCACAGCAGAACCCCUCGCGGGGCGUCUAUGGGGCAGGGGGGGCCUCGCGGGGAGGGGGCCGGCAGGGAACCAACCGGGGGCCCCCCGACCCCGACAGCCAGAGAACCAGAAUGGGCUUCGGCCGCUCCACUAUGCAAGCCUCCUCCUCCUCCUCCCAGCCUGCCAGAGGAGGGAACCCCCCGGGCCAGGAGGGGGCCGGGGGGGCGGCGGCCAGCCAGCUACCCGCCCGGAAGGCCCGCAGCUCCAAGCAUCCGGUUGUGGGGGUCACGGAGCUCCAGGCUCAGGGCUCGACGGGGUCGCCGCUGCCCCAGCACAGGGCUCUCUGCACGGACGACCCCGACUACGCCAGCCUGCUGGGGGCCAUGGACAACGACAUGGAGCGGCCAGAGACUCCGCUGCCCGAGGCCUCGCAGGAAUUGGCCUCUCAGCCAACACAGAACAAAGUGCCAGAGUUUAAAGGGAAACUGCGGGGUAAAACUAAAGCCCAGAAGAAGAAGGAGGAGAAGGAGAGGAAGGCCAAGGGAAAGACUCAGGGAGACGAGCUCAAAGACCCGCUGGCCGACAACGACGACAGCUCCUCCACCACCACGGAGACCUCCAACCCCGACACAGAGACCAGCACCAAAGAGGAACCAGUGAAAAAGAAAGGGCGAACAGUCACCUCAGAGAAACAAAAGGAGGACAUUUCGUCCUUCCUCGCCAAACCCCAAAUCAAGAAACAAGCGAAUGCAAAGAAGGAGCCCCAAGUCGAGAAGUCCAGUUCCCUGGAGCUACCGUACGUCACGCCGCUGGAGAACAAACAACGCAAGACCUUCACUUCCAAAGCCCUGGUCCACCCUGGUCCACCCAGUGGGCCCAAAACAAGGACCCUGCAGAAACAACGCCUGCAUUGUGGGAAGGCGGAGGACGGGCGUCCGGCUCCGCUGGUGAAGCUACCGUCUGCCGGUUCCGUCCCAGAGCUGCACCACAGCAGCAGCUCCGAGGGCGAGAAGGAGUUUGCUGCUCCGGAAUGGGACGUCCCACUCCCCAAAUCCUGCAAUCCAGAGGCCGACAGUCUGCAGCAGAUCUCCAUCCGCACCAUGAACGCAGACUCCUUCCUCAAGAGACCCCUCUCAGCCAGGACGGGCUCCCCGCCCCCGCCCUCCUCCCCCAGCCUGGUCCCCAGAGGAACGUACAGCAGCGUGCUCAACGCCAACAGUGAGAGCAACUUGAAGAAGGCUCCCGGGAACAAGAUGACUAACCCUGCGUCUCUCCCAGGGAAGGACGGCAACCCAACGUUUGCAGCCGUUGCCGCUGGAUACGACAGAAGUCCAGGUGGCUCUGGCCCUGGUAAGCCUGAGCCCCAGGUGAAGACUCUGGGUCACAUGACGUCCGUGGAGAGUGACAGCUCUGACAGCUCUGGAUUGUGGAGCCCCAUUGAGAGUGCCAACAGCCCAAGCUAUAAUUCUGUCCACUCCUUUUCGGCGUUUGGACCCAACAACUCCUUCAACCUGACAGGGGUCUUCAGCGGCAUGUCGUUCCCCAAGCCGCCUGAGACUCAGCAGAGCUGGUCAGAGUUCAGCCCCGUCUCCUCCUCCAUCUGGGACGUCCCGAGCAGCGAACCCAUGCACACCUGGCCAAGCAGCUCCCCUACGGUGCCAACCGCGUCCAUCCUGGGCCACACGAGGAACCCCUGGUCCGCCACCACUCCCUACAGCAGCUCCAUCUGGUCCACCAGCCGAGACCCAGCCCUGCACUCCUUCUCCGCGCCCUCCGGCCCCCCCUCCGCCCUGCCCGACCUGGGCAGCGUCCCGGCCCCGCCGGUCCCCCCCGGCCCCCCCGAGAUCAGCCGCACCUUUAACCCCUGGAGCAUGUGGGGCCCCACGCCGGGGAGGCGGGGCUCCGAGCCCUGGCCCAGCAACUCUGACCAAUGAGAGAGCAGUCGGAACGUCCACCCCAACGAACACGGACAUGUUGUUGUCAUGGUUACUUUGUUAAUCGGUACUUCCGUUCACUCGGACGUAGGGCCCUCUUUUGAAUCGCCAUCGGUCGGAAACGGCGGAUUAAAGAUGGCGACAUCCACGUUCCGUUCCCCCUCAGUAAAGGUGCUUUGCAUUCAAAGCCGGGAAAUAAAUUUAAAAAUAUAUAUAUAUUUGGAUUUGUUUUAGCAAUAACCUUUUAUAUGUAUGAAGCUUCUUGAAGGUUGGAAGGUGACAAUGCGAAGCUGUUCCAUGUACCCCAUGAUGCUGCACUUAUGUUUGAGAGGUUUAUGUCAUGGUUCUGUAGGCCUCUGUUUGAAAAGGCCCCCAGGUGGAAAUCCACACGCACUCUGUUUUAUAGGUUGGUUCCAGUUUUUACAUAGUCCUGGCAUCAGUAUAUUUUGCAAGUUAAAGAAGAACAUUCAGGAACUUUUUUUCAGCGAUCAUUACGCCAGAAAUACCAUUUUAUGAUCAGGAUAUCGUUUAACAGCUGAGAGCUUAAAGCCCAGAUGUUUUUUUUGUCAAGAUCACCGAUUGGCCGCGAAUCUGGAAGACAUUGUGUUGAUGUUACUUAUUUUUAAAUUAGGUUCCGCUGAAAGUGAGAGAAAAAGAUAAAAAAAGCUUUUUGUUGGAAUUGAUAUUAAGUUGGUCAUGUUAAAGGGAUUAAUGAACUUGAUUACGUUUGGGGUAACACUUGACUGUGACUUGACAUUGUAUGUUUUUGCAUAGUAAUAUCAGUAGUAAAUACCUUGUUAUUGUUAAGUUACAUCCAUAUCUUGAUAUGGUCUUUAAGUUACAAGUAUAAUGAGUUAUAUAAGGGGGAGGGCAGGUCCCUGCAGAAUGAGGUGGAAGUUGUGUAACAUCCACCCUUUCUAUUCUAAAACAAGAUCAAUGCCAACAACCAUUUACCCCCUUUGAGUGUCCACCCCACAAAGACUUGUUUCGUUUCGGAUCAUAACCUAUGCAGCUCAACUGUUAGACCAUGCGACUCGUGUGUGAGGAUCAUGUUGUGACACUGGAGUUAGUGUGUUCUAAUCAAUGUCAACUCCAGGUCAAGUGUUACUCAUGUUUGUACUGUUCAUCACUUGCAUUUGUCACCCUGUUGAAAUAAAAAGGUAUCUGACUGGAA
Hypomesus transpacificus is the source of this 6899-nucleotide messenger RNA. It is a transcript of the gene tmem131, whose product is annotated as transmembrane protein 131. Lineage: Eukaryota; Metazoa; Chordata; Actinopteri; Osmeriformes; Osmeridae. Bases 308 to 5725 code for a protein of 1805 amino acids. Gene Ontology annotation, cellular component: membrane. The transcript is spliced from 41 exons. The record is from RefSeq and is a predicted model, not a curated record.